Molecule: messenger RNA, 1939 nt
Organism: Beta vulgaris subsp. vulgaris (sugar beet)
Lineage: Eukaryota; Viridiplantae; Streptophyta; Magnoliopsida; Caryophyllales; Amaranthaceae
Product: cytochrome P450 CYP94D108
Exons: 1
Coding region: 137-1687 (516 amino acids)
Molecular function (GO): oxidoreductase activity, acting on paired donors, with incorporation or reduction of molecular oxygen; monooxygenase activity; heme binding
Source: RefSeq, a predicted model, not a curated record
GAACUACAAAACAAGAAUUAGUUUCCUUCAUUUUGAUUGUCUAUGCUCCAUACUGUUUUUUCAUUCUUGAUUAAGGGAUGCAGGAGGUGAACUGAGAGGCAGACGUCCUCGCUUUUUCGAGUUCAAAAUUAAUUAUAUGGAGCAAAUCUUCACCUCUCUUUACUUAUUUCCACUUAUUACCCUCCUUUUCAUCCUUCUUUCCUCACUCUACUUCACACAUAACCACCUUACCAAGUCCAAAAAACAACCUAAUGUUGGCUUCAAAACAUACCCUUUCUUAGGCACACUCCCAACAUUUCUAGCCAACCGUCACCGCUACUUCGACUGGAUCACCGAGGUUCUCUCCCCAAUCCCAACCCACACAACGUUUCGCCCUGGCCGAGUCCAAGGCAUCAUCACAGCCUACCCUCCCAACGUCGAACACUUCCUCAAAACUCGAUUCGAAAACUACCCGAAAGGCCCGGGCGUUUUAUCUCUCCUGCAUGACUUCCUCGGCACCGGCAUCUUAAACUCCGACGACCAACAUUGGCGCAUGCAACGUAAGACUGCUAGCUUUGAGUUCAACAAACGUUCCCUUAAGAACUUUGUCUUAGAUAGUAUUAAGUGUGAAAUAACAAACCGGCUUUUACCUCUUUUAAAAAAUGCUUCCGGUUCGAACCGGAUUUUGGACUUGCAAGAUAUUUUUGAGCGGUUCGCUUUUGAUAAUGUUUGUAAGUUGGCAUUUAAUUUUGACCCGGGUUGCUUGACGGGUCAUGGGUCGGGUGAGUCCGAAUUCAUGCGGGUUUUCGAAGACGCCGCCGCGCUUACGGCGGGGCGGUUCUUGUACGUGUUUCCUACGCUAUGGAAGAUCAAGAAGUUGUUUAACGUAGGGUCGGAGAAAAGAUUAAGGGAGUCAAUUAAGAGUGUUCAUAAAUUUGCUGAUAAGAUCAUAAAAACAAGGUUAGAGGAAAUGUCACGUAAUAAUAAUAGUGAUACUAAGUUAAAUUACCAAGAUUUGUUGUCACGUUUCAUUGUUGCGGAUGAAAGUAGUACACAAGAUUGUAAUUUUUUAAGGGAUGUUGUGAUAAGUUUUAUUCUUGCUGGAAAGGAUACGACAUCCUCAGGGUUAAGUUGGUUUUUUUGGUUGUUAGCUAAAAAUCCGGAAGUUCUAACAAAGAUUCAAUCUGAAGUGGGUGAGGUUCGAAGUAGAGCUGGUAAACAGAUCGGAGAUACGUAUGAUUUUGAUGAAUUAAAAGAGAUGAAUUAUUUACACGGGGCUAUAUCUGAGAGUUUACGAUUAUACCCUCCUGUACCGGUAGAUACGAGGGCAUGUUUGGAUGACGAUAUUUUACCUAGUGGAAUAGAGAUUAAGAAAGGUUGGUUUGUUACAUAUUAUACGUAUGCUAUGGGGAGAAUGGAAAGUAUAUGGGGUAAGGAUUGCUUGGAGUUUCGACCCGAAAGAUGGAUCGAUCAAAACGGGUUGUAUAAGCCGGAUAACCCGUUUAGGUUCCCGGUUUUUCAUGCGGGUCCAAGGAUAUGUUUAGGUAAGGAAAUGGCGUAUUUACAAAUGAAGUCCAUAGUAGCUUGUGUGGUGGAACAAUUUGAUGUAGAUGUGAUAGAAAAAGAAAAGUGUCCAGAAUAUAUGUUGUCCUUGACUUUAAGGAUGAAGAAUGGACUCCCUGUGAGAGUGAAGGCACAGGAAUCAUAAAUGAACUAAAUGCCUUGAAGAAUUAUGAUCAAUUGAUUAGAGAUUUUUCUACAUGUGUAUUUUUAUUUCAUUUUUGAUAUGAGGAGGUUAUAUGAUUAUUUGUACCAUGAAGUUAUGGGUUUUAAAGUUACUUCUUUAAAAAACUUUUCACUUCUACGAUAGAUAUUUGAUUAUGUAUUGAUAAUAAGUUACUAGUUUUUAUGUUUAUGUUUCCAAUAAACUUCAUUCUCUUUCUAAUGGAGAAUUUUUCUA